CCCCCAUUGGAGACUUCAAAUCAACUACUCCUUCCUGUUCCUCAUAUUUUUUUAGUCCCACUUCCCAUUUUCCCAUGUAUAAUGACCCACAGUAAACCCUAAAGUUCACAACAAAACAUCCUCAUUUGUCAUCAACUCAAUUGGUUCCUUCCUUCCUUCCCCUGCUGUCUGUCCCUCAGCUGCUCUCUUCCAUUCCAACUCACCCACCUACAUCCCCCACUCCUAUUUAAUACUCACCACCAGUGGCUGGCCACCUUCACUGUUGCCCUCUUUCCCUGCCAAUAAUUCAACCUCAACCCUGUGGUUGUGUGGUCAAUCUUCCUGUGUGAAGCUGUUGGCUGAUGCGAGUGCGGUGGAGAGAGUUGGCUUGCUGUUGACGUCGACUGUUCUUGAACGACUGUGCCAGCUUUUUGAUCUACUUGUGUUAUUCCCAUACUUGAGAGUCGAGGGUGCUGGCUAUGCUACGAUCUGUGGUUGCAAAGGCCUGGUGAUCUCUCAUAUCUGCUUGUGAUUAGAGGAACCAGAUUUGACGCAUUUUGGCAAACACACGAGUGCGGAUGGGUGCAAAGAGAGUGUGACAAGAGAGGAGAGGGAAAAGGAGGUGGUGUUUGACAUAGCGCGCAGAGUUCUUAGGAGGGGGGUGGUUGCUUUCAUGGACUGGGAUCCGAAGAUGCCUCCAUGGGAUUUUCCCGAAUUCGACCGCGGCACUGAAGCCAACCUUGGCUCUGUGCUGGACGGAUCAGGUGUUGGUUUUGCUAAGCGAUUGCCAUUGAGUGGCAUGGAGUGUUCUGUCGAUCUCAAGCUCGGGGGAUUGGGCGAUUCCGGGUCAUCAUACAAGUGUAAGGAGCAACCAAGAAUAUCCACGGCAGCCACAAUAACCACGGCAGCAUCUUCUUCAUCGGGUCCUUCGAAGAGGCAGCGAGCCCCAAGCAAUGUAGGCCAGAAUGCUUCGUGCAUGGUUGAUGGGUGCAGAGCAGAUCUCAGCAAAUGCAGGGAGUACCAUCGCCGCCACAAGGUCUGUGAGGUUCAUUCCAAGACUCCUGUGGUUGUGGUCGGAGGCCAUGAGCAACGAUUCUGCCAGCAGUGCAGCAGAUUUCAUUCGCUUACGGAGUUUGAUGAGGUAAAGAGAAGCUGUCGCAAACGUCUCGAUGGGCAUAAUAGACGACGAAGGAAACCCCUGCCAAGUUCUAUAAAUUCAGGAACAAGGUUCCCGCCAUAUUCUCAGGUCUUUCCGACUUCCACAACAGAGCCAAACUGGGUUGGAAUCGACAAUGCACGAUUUACACACCCAAUAGUACCGAAUCUCUUCGACCGGAACCUCUCUUUUUCAAACUCUUCUCACAUCUACGGCAAAGAAAGAAAGCGGUUCCCAUUCUUGCAAGAGAGUGAGACCAACCUCAGCAGCAUAACCACAAUCGGAGCUUUCGUAGGCCAAACACAUCUAAUGGGAAACACUCCGUCUGUUGUUGGCGUCGGCGGCAGCAGCAGCAGCAAGUUGUUUGCCGGCGAUGUAACUCGAGUCUUCCCUUCUGAUUGUGCUCUCUCUCUUCUGUCAUCUCCAAAUCAGACAUCAGGUAUCUUCAACUCGAGCCCCAUGAUGCAAUGGGCCAAUCAGAUUUGCACAGUCCAACCGCCUCUCGGUGCGAGCUUGCAGUAUGGCGAUCUCAGGCAGUACGGUCACUCCACUUCCGAGCCAGUAGGCUACUCAUGCUCAAGCAUGGAGAAUGGGAGGACUGUCUUGGUCUCAGAUUUCCGGCUCGGGGAUGAAGGGUCCUCAGAUAGUACAUCUCAAGCUCUUCCUUUCCCAUGGCAGUAGGCCAGCCUCCCUUUAAAGGACACCAUUAGGCAGAUCUUGAUCUUUUCAUCCUUAGAUUGUCUAUAUUCUUAGAUUCCUCAAAGAUCAAAUUAUGUUCACUUCUUAUCAGGAGGACUGAUAACUGAUCAUUUCUGAAAUCAUGGUUGUAUUAA
This is a messenger RNA of Zingiber officinale, 1968 nucleotides long. Its product is annotated as squamosa promoter-binding-like protein 16. The transcript is spliced from 5 exons. Lineage: Eukaryota; Viridiplantae; Streptophyta; Magnoliopsida; Zingiberales; Zingiberaceae. The record is from RefSeq and is a predicted model, not a curated record. Gene Ontology annotation, cellular component: nucleus. Gene Ontology annotation, molecular function: DNA binding. Bases 653 to 1816 code for a protein of 387 amino acids.